Centrocercus urophasianus (Greater sage-grouse) is the source of this 954-nucleotide messenger RNA. RefSeq names its product leucine rich repeats and transmembrane domains 1 (gene LRTM1). The record is from RefSeq and is a predicted model, not a curated record. The coding region runs from base 1 to 954 and encodes 317 amino acids. Gene Ontology annotation, molecular function: protein binding. Lineage: Eukaryota; Metazoa; Chordata; Aves; Galliformes; Phasianidae. The transcript has 2 exons.
AUGGCUUCAAAGACCACAGACUGCAAGAAUAGAGGUUUUACUGAAAUUCCUGCCCACUUACCACCUGAAACUCAGAUACUGCUGUUGCAGAAUAAUCGCAUUUGGAGAAUCAACCAAAACGCAUUCACUGGAACACCACUGCUGAAAAUCUUAGACUUGUCUAAUAAUUCUCUCUCAAGUUUUGCACCAGGUGCUUUACAAAAAUUACGGUACCUACAGGUUCUAAACCUAACUAGAAAUUUGAUUCAUUAUAUAGAAAACAAGACCUUCAGUUUCCUCCCACACCUCAAAGAACUGGACUUGUCAUCCAACAGCAUUGUACGUUUGCCUGAGACUUUUGGAAACAGCACAGGGAAUAUUACAUUACUGUCAGUGAAGCAUAACAAGCUUCAGAAAAUGGAAAGAGUUUUGCUGGAGUCACUUCCAAACCUGAAAGUUGUUCUUUUCAAGGAUAAUCCCUGGCUAUGUAAUUGCAAUGUCUUUGGCCUGAAACUGUGGUUGGAGAGUUUUUUAUACAGAGGAGGAAUAAGUGAUGGCAUCAUCUGUGCAACACCAGGGAUUCGGAAGGGCAAGGACCUCCUGAAAGUUCCUUAUGAACUGUUUGGGGCGUGCCCACUUACGACAGCUCACACUCAUCUGGCCACCACUCAUCACCACAGCUUUGAGCACAGGAGUUCUCUGAAGCACUCUCACCACAAUGAACACGGGGAGAACAGCAGGCUAAGUUGUGAACCCAAACCAAAGCCGAGGCCUGUUAAUUUGCGUCAUGCAAUUGCCACUGUAGUAAUAACUGGAGUUGUCUGUGGAAUUGUGUGUCUAAUGAUGUUGGCAGCUGCUGUUUAUGGUUGUGCCUAUGCUGCAAUUACUGCUAAAUACCACAGAGAACAUUUGGCCCCUGCAAGACAGCAUGGGACUCCUGAGGAAAAAGAGCCAUUUGAUAGCUCCUUGGCUUGA